Molecule: messenger RNA, 460 nt
Organism: Acanthochromis polyacanthus (spiny chromis)
Lineage: Eukaryota; Metazoa; Chordata; Actinopteri; Pomacentridae
Product: guanylin-like
Exons: 3
Coding region: 49-369 (106 amino acids)
Cellular component (GO): extracellular region
Molecular function (GO): guanylate cyclase activator activity
Source: RefSeq, a predicted model, not a curated record
UCUACAACAACCACAGAAGAAAAACUGGAAGCCACCUCACACCUGAAAAUGAGAGCGCUCAGUGUUAUCCUUGUUGUGGUGCUCCUGUGCACUGGAGCUCUUGGUGUCCAGGUUAUGGUUGGAGACAGAAGCUUCCCAUUGGAGGCAGUGAAAGAACUGAAGGAAUUGAUGGAUUUAGAUGAGAUGAACCCUCAACUCACCAAGGAUGUCGUUGAAGAUACUUGUGCUGACCCUCUCCUGCCACAGGUCUUUGAGUCAGUGUGUGCCGACGAGGUGGAAAGAAAGCCUGUCUUCUAUGAACUCGUGGAAGUCUUCCAAAAUAUUGAUCAAUGUGAGACCUGUUCCUUCGAUGGCUGCACUGGGUGUUAGGAUUGAGGCUGCCAUCUAUAUGACACACAAACACAUCGACUGGGAUCUUGUCGGGAUGUCAUCAUCCAGAUUGUCGAAUGACCGUUACAUA